Pyricularia pennisetigena is the source of this 441-nucleotide messenger RNA. RefSeq lists its product as uncharacterized. Gene Ontology annotation, biological process: response to oxidative stress; mitochondrial respiratory chain complex I assembly. Bases 1 to 441 code for a protein of 146 amino acids. NCBI's taxonomy places the organism in Eukaryota, Fungi, Ascomycota, Sordariomycetes, Magnaporthales, Pyriculariaceae. Gene Ontology annotation, cellular component: membrane. The transcript has 6 exons. The record is from RefSeq and is a predicted model, not a curated record.
AUGUCGACCCUUUCGAGAACUUUUGGCUAUUUGCGCCGCAUUGGUUUCAAGGAAUACUGGCAUCAACUCAACGUAUGCCCUCUUGCCGAAGAUGCUCACUCGGCCUGUGGUGACACCAAGGCCGGUACCCUGAUCGGCACCGACAGGUUCGGUAACAAGUACUACGAGAACAUGGCCGAGGAGCUUCCGCUCCGAACGCGAUGGGUUGAUUACAAGAAGCACGAUUACGACGCCGCACAUAUCGAGCCGCACUGGCACGCCUGGCUGUCGUACAUGGUCGACACGCCCGCCACUCAGGACCCCCUGACCAAGAUCAACCGGCCAUGGGCGCCCAAGGAGCACGUGGGGAACUUGACGGCCACGAGGGGUGCCUACAAGCCAUACAGCACGACGGUGUCCAAGCUCAAGGCUUGGGAGCCAAGGGCUGUUGCCAGGUCUUGA